AUUUACCUGAACGAUCUCGAUAUAUCGGAACAACAGUUAACAUUGGCCACUCGCAUAAUGGCACGAACCGAUAGAUCUCCCAGGGAAUUGGAAGUAUUGGGCGGACGCAAGUCACGUCAUGACGUGACCUGGCCCCGAAACGCGGAAUCCACCAACGGGCAAGGCUCUAGCAUUCAACCAACCGAGCUCGAAGGAGACAUUACGAGCAUUACUUCGCCUAUGCAGUCGUUGUCUGUACACUCGGAUGACCUUGGCAGCCAGUCCUCUCAGUCGUUGUCUCGGCAUACUAAACGUACUUACGGAGAGGCCGUGUCACGAGACGAUGAACCGGAUCCCCAACAGCGUGACUCUACGCCUGCCGGACAUCCCUCUCGUCUCGGUGAUACCACAGUAGGGAAGCAUCAACCCGACAUCUUGGAGACGAACAUCUUGUUCAAAGAGGAAACCUAUGAGACGGACGACGGGACCGAUCGCCUAUUCAGAAACUGCAGCCGCUGGUCUGACCGCAGCAAACGACGUAAAAGGUACAUCUCCCCAGGUCACGAGACUUCGUCGGCGACUCAUUUCUCGGCUGAUGAUCGGCACCACCGGGCACCUAAGAAAAGACCGCUCAACUCAGUAGCUUUUGCAGGGAUUCAUUCCGAUGAAGACGAGUGAAGAAUUUCAUUGGGUAUCACUUGCAUGUAUAACCGCUUGGCGACACGUAUAUCAUAUCAGAUACGUAAUGAUGACCGUUAUAGUCUCGUCGGCCUAGGAGUUCCUGAUCGGCUGAUCUCACAUUCGCGUCA
Molecule: messenger RNA, 788 nt
Organism: Filobasidium floriforme
Lineage: Eukaryota; Fungi; Basidiomycota; Tremellomycetes; Filobasidiales; Filobasidiaceae
Exons: 1
Coding region: 58-657 (199 amino acids)
Source: RefSeq, a predicted model, not a curated record